Messenger RNA from Staurois parvus, 444 nucleotides. NCBI's taxonomy places the organism in Eukaryota, Metazoa, Chordata, Amphibia, Anura, Ranidae. The record is from the annotation of a GenBank genome assembly.
GGAAGAAUGUCCCUUUACAUUGGUGAUUAGUGGGAAGAAUGUUCCCUUACAUUGGUGAUCAGUGAGAAGAAAUGCUCCUUACAUUGGUGAUCAGUUUGAAGAAUGUCCUUACAAUGGUGAUCAGCGGGAAGAAUGUUCCUUACAUUUGGUGAUCAGUGGGAAGAAUACCCCUUACAUUGGUGAUCAGUGGGAAGAAUGUCCCUUACAUUGCUGAUCAGUGGUAAGGAUAUCGCUCCUUACAUUGGUGAUCAGUGGGAAAAAAUGUCCCUUACAUUGGUGAUCAAGUGGGAAGAAUGCCCCUUACAUUGGUGGUCAGUGGGAAGAAUGUCCCUUACAUUUGGUGAUCAGUGGGAAGAAUGUUUCCUUACAUUGGUGAUUCAGUGGAAGAAUGCCCCUUACAUUGGUGGGUCAGUGGGAAGAAUGCCCCUUACAUUGGUGAUCAGU